Osmerus eperlanus (European smelt) is the source of this 3418-nucleotide messenger RNA. It is a transcript of the gene tbc1d22a, whose product is annotated as TBC1 domain family, member 22a. Gene Ontology annotation, biological process: activation of GTPase activity. Lineage: Eukaryota; Metazoa; Chordata; Actinopteri; Osmeriformes; Osmeridae. Gene Ontology annotation, molecular function: GTPase activator activity. The record is from RefSeq and is a predicted model, not a curated record.
ACCACAAGCGGAGCGCACUUCUGAUUGGGCAAUGGCACGGAAGUGUCGAGCCAGCCAAUCCAUGCAGCUUUUGUUCAGCGAUCGCAGCCAUCACCAAUAUGGCGGCCUUGUGAGUUCUGGAGGAGGGGAGUUGGUGUAAAUAAAUACACAUUAGACGUUUCAGAAACCGUAACAACACUCAGACCGCGGAGUAUAUGAAACAUUGUGGCACAGGAGAAAAAUGUCAAGUGACGGAAAUAAAAAACAAUUCUGGAAAAGGAACACAGCAAAGGUUCCUGGCAACAUACAGCAUGUAUAUGGAGCCCAACACCCUCCUAUUGACCCUUUACUACAUGCCAACCUGAUCAAAGCAGGCACCAGACCCCCCCAGACCACGCCCGCCAAACCUAAGAAAGCCACCACGUUCCAGGAGUUUGAGAGCAUCACUAGCGACGCCUGGGAUGUCGGCGACGACGACGACCAGCUGCUCGCCAUGGCAGCCGACAAGCUCAACAUCCAGGUCGUCAUGGAAACGGCCAACAAGGUGAUAGAGAACCACACCAAGCAGCAGGAGAGGCAGAGGCUGGACGACAGCCAGUCUGACCCCAGAGAGGAGCAGGAGGAGAAGGGGGGGGGGGAGGAGGGUCCCGAGGAGGAGGAGGGGGAGGAGGAGGAGCGGCGAGGAGAGGAGAGGGAGGAGGAGGAGGAGGAGGCAGCGUUUGAGGCGCACAGUGAUGGACGUCUGAUGAAGUCACAGAGCGAGGCUCCUAUUGGUUCACCCAGAGACCUGGAGGGGGAGCGAGCGUCGUUGCAGAGGCAGCGCUCCCUGCCCCCCCGCCCCCUCAUCCCGAUGGUGGCCCGCAUGGCGGACCAGAACACCUCCGGGACGCCUGUCAUGACGGAGAGGGAAGCGUCGCGCCUCGACAAGUUCAGACAGGUCCUGGCCGGACCCAACACAGACCUGGACGAGUUACGGAAGCUGAGCUGGUCUGGAAUUCCAAGACAGGUUCGGCCAAUCACGUGGAAGCUCCUAUCAGGGUACCUCCCUGCUAACACAGAGAGGAGGGGCAGCACCCUGCAGAGGAAGAGGCAGGAGUAUUUUGGCUUCAUAGAGCAGUACUACGACUCCCGCAAUGACGAACACCACCAGGACACGUACAGACAGAUCCAUAUAGACAUCCCCAGGAUGAGCCCAGACAGGCUGGUACUGCAGCCCCAGGUGACGGAGAUUCACAUUGACAUACCAAGAACUAACCCCCUUAUUCCUCUCUUUCAACAAGCUUCUGUCCAAGAGAUCUUUGAGAGGAUCCUGUUCAUCUGGGCGAUCAGACACCCAGCCAGCGGCUACGUCCAGGGCAUCAACGACCUGGUCACACCUUUCUUCAUCGUCUACGUCUUCGAGUACAUAGAGGAGGAGGUGGAGAACUUUGACGUGUCCAGCCUGGAGGAGACAGCUCUGAGGAACAUCGAGGCAGACAGCUUCUGGUGCAUGAGCAAGCUGCUGGACGGGAUACAGGAUAACUACACAUUCGCCCAGCCAGGGAUCCAGAGGAAGGUGAAGGCCCUGGAAGAGCUGGUCAGCAGGUUAGAUGAGAGCGUGCAUCGCCACAUGCAGCAGUAUGAGGUGGAAUACCUCCAGUUUGCCUUCCGCUGGAUGAACAACCUGCUGAUGAGAGAGCUGCCUCUGAGAUGCACCAUCAGGCUCUGGGACACCUACCAGGCUGAGCCUGAGGGCUUCUCUCACUUCCACCUGUACGUAUGUGCUGCCUUCCUGGAGCGCUGGAGGAAGGAGAUCCUGGAGGAGAAGGACUUCCAGGGACUCAUGAUCCUCCUGCAGAACCUUCCCACCAUGCAUUGGGGCAACGAGGAAGUAAGCGUCCUAUUGGCCGAGGCCUACAGGUUGAAGUUUGCCUUUGCCGACGCCCCCAACCACUACAAGAGAUGAGUGUGACCUCCAAGCUCCUCCCCCCGACCUGUGACCUACACAUCGAGCUACUGAAUGAGAACCCCCAUUUUGCCUCCUUCCCUCCCCCCAGCAAGAGGGGAGGGAUCAGCACCGUGCGUGGAGGGAUGUGUGCAGAGCUCUAUCUCAUCUAGACUCAACCUUACUUUGAUUUUAUGGAUUUAACAUUAAUAUGAACACUCCAGUUUCUAUGUCCGUCUGUCUACCUGUCUGUCUGUCUACCUGUCUGUCUGUACCUGUCUGUCUACCUGUCUGUCUGUUGGACCUUAUAGAUAGCUGGGUUACAGACUAUAUGAACAGAUAGUAUUCUCAGUCUGAUAUUGACGGAGAUUAGACCACAGGGUUAAAGUUAAGAGUUCCUCCUACUCUCUCUGUGUCUCUCUCCCUCUCUCUCUCUCUCUCCCUCUCUCUCUCCAAAUUGGACUGACAGGAACUUUCAUCCUCUGUGGACAUUCUACCAAGAACCAUUACUGUUGCAUGAAGCCCUUAAGUGUGUGUGUGAGGUGUGUGUGUGUUUUAGAGGUGUGUAAGGCGUGUGUUGGAGGUCCGUUAGAUGUGUGUGAGGUGUGUGUGUGUGAGGCAUGUGUAUGAGGCAGGUGUGUGAGGUGUGUGUGUGAGGCGUGUGUGUGUGAGGCGUGUGUGUGUGAGGUGUGUGUUCCUGAGACAGAGUUAGAUCAUGUUCCAGACAGACGGCUCCUUCAGAGAGCCUCCUGGGCUGCAGCACUCGCUUCUCUUCUCUUGUUUUUCUACAAAGUAUAUUCUUUUGAAUCAGCUUUUUAAAUCCUCUACUCUGUUACUUUUCCAUCUUUAUUUUUAUACGCCGUCUCCAUACGUUGUGCCUAACUCAGAGUUCUUAGAUAUCAUCCUCGAUAUUUAUUUACUUUGUUGAUGAUUGAAGCUUAAUGAAAGAUGACGUUGUUCUUCUUCUGUGGUCUCUGUGUGGUGACGCCCAGAGCCCCGCCCUCCUGCCUGUUCUAAGCUCCUAUUGGAGGUUAGAUAAACCAGACUGACCUUAACACGCUCUGAGUUACCAUGGUGAUGACCGUGUUGUUGAUGAUGAUGAGGAUGAAGUUGGUGGUGAUGAUGAUUACCCAGGUGUUGUUUGGCUGGAGACACUUUCUCUAACACACACACUCUAACACACACACUCUAACACACACUCUCUAACACACACCAUGGACAUGGCUAUGAGUGUAACUUCUGGGUUCAAACAAAUUAGCAGUUUUUUCCUUUUUUUUCUAUAGGAGUGUUUUCUCUUAUGUUAAUUAUUGUUUCGAGAUUAUUUUCUAGAGACGUAAAAUUGUUUCUGAACACCAAACGGACUCCUUACCCCCCCCCCCCCUUGAGCCCCCCUCCAAAUUUCUUUCUUGAAUAAAAAAAUGUGUACAGAGAAGAAAAAACAAACAAAUUUUGAAAACAAAGAUCUUGUAAAUAGAAACAGUGUAAAUAAAUGCUAUAUAUGACUGGUAUUGUAAA